AUGAUUGGCGAGAGCUCGUCAUCAUCGAUGAAGCAUCGCAAGGACAAGAAGGAGAAGAGCGCCGAACGCAAGCGCAACCGUAAGAAGCACAAGCGGGAUCACGACACAGCGACGGCAGCAGCUCGGAAGUGGGCCAAGAAGCUCCUCGUGAUGCGCAAGCUCACCGACAUGCUCUUCUCGCACUGGCAGCAUAUGCAUGCCAACAACCCCGCCGCCAAGCAGCUGGAGGCGCGCUGGCGCCAGGCGAUCAAGAUGAAGGGCACAUCUCGCUCGAGCAGCUCGACCAGUGGCAGUGCGCCCCAUGCACGUUUGACUGGCGACACCGAGGAGGGCUACGAGCCGCUGCGCACCCCACCGGCAACGCCGGACGGGACGGAGCCGUCCAUCGUCUUCCCGCACUCGUUCGAGGUUGGCUCCGCCGAGCUCCGGGAGUAG
Messenger RNA from Emiliania huxleyi CCMP1516, 435 nucleotides. RefSeq lists its product as hypothetical. The transcript is spliced from 3 exons. NCBI's taxonomy places the organism in Eukaryota, Haptophyta, Isochrysidales, Noelaerhabdaceae. Bases 1 to 435 code for a protein of 144 amino acids. The record is from RefSeq and is a predicted model, not a curated record.